This is a messenger RNA of Nannospalax galili (Upper Galilee mountains blind mole rat), 1316 nucleotides long. It is a transcript of the gene Aadac, whose product is annotated as arylacetamide deacetylase. Gene Ontology annotation, biological process: positive regulation of triglyceride catabolic process. The record is from RefSeq and is a predicted model, not a curated record. The transcript has 5 exons. Gene Ontology annotation, molecular function: serine hydrolase activity; triacylglycerol lipase activity. NCBI's taxonomy places the organism in Eukaryota, Metazoa, Chordata, Mammalia, Rodentia, Spalacidae. Bases 42 to 1241 code for a protein of 399 amino acids. Gene Ontology annotation, cellular component: endoplasmic reticulum membrane.
GUAGCUGUUAUGCUGUUGAAGUAGAAAGAGCAGAGGGAGACAUGGGGAGAAAGACGAUUUUGUUUCUCUUUGCUGCCGUCCUUAUGGCUUACAAUGCUUACACCCCUGUGCCAGAUGGCAUCGAGGAGCCUUGGAGGCUAGUGUGGGAAAUGACACAAAUGAAAAUGAUGACAGAUUUGGUUUGGAUGGCUGAACUUUUGGGAAUCAACCAUUUCAUGGACUCAAUGGUGUUCCUCAUGAGCUUACACAAUGUUCCACCCACUUCUGAUGAAAAUGUUGAUGUGAUGGACACAACUUUCAACAGUGUCCCUGUCCGUGUAUAUGUGCCAAAGCGACAGUCAGAAACACUCAGGAGGGGCUUAUUUUUUAUUCAUGGUGGUGGCUGGUGUUUGGGGAGUGCUGCCUAUUCCCCGUAUGAUGUUUUGUCAAGGCGGACAGCUGAUAGACUCAAUGCUGUUGUCGUGUCAACCAACUAUCGAUUAGCCCCCAAACAUCAUUUUCCAAGUCAAUUUGAAGAUGUAUAUAAUGCCUUACGCUGGUUCUUACAACAAGAUGUUCUUUCAAACUAUGGUGUGGAUCCUGAAAGGGUUGGAGUUUCUGGAGACAGUGCUGGUGGGAACUUAGCUGCAGCAGUGACCCAACAGCUUAUAAAAGACCCGGAUGUCAAGAUAAAACUCAAAAUCCAGGCCUUGAUAUAUCCUGCCCUUCAGGCUCUUGAUCUGGAUUUACCAUCAUAUCGAGAAAACUCACAUGGCCCAAUUUUAUCCAGAUCAGUCAUGGUCAGGUUUUGGAGUGAAUACUUUACAACAGACCAAUCACUGGAGAAAUCCAUGCUCUUCAACCAACACGUACCAAUGGAAUCGACCCAUCUUUUCAAGUUUGUGAACUGGAGUUCCUGGCUCCCUGAGAGGUUUAAGAAAGGCCACAUUUAUAAGAAUCCUGUUCCUGGUAGUUCUGAGCUGGGUAAAAAAUAUCCAGGUUUUCUAGAUGUGCGGGCAUCCCCCCUGUUGGCUGAUGACAAUAUAUUACGUCAUUUACCACUGACCUAUAUCAUCACUUGUCAGUAUGAUGUCCUAAGAGAUGAUGGACUCAUGUAUGUCACACGGCUUCAGAACGCUGGAGUUCAAGUGACCCUUGACCACAUUGAGAAUGGAUUUCAUGGGGCAUUUUCCUUACAUAAGCUAAAAAUUUCAAACAGGUUGGAAAAUAAAUAUAUGAGAUGGCUUAUGGAAAAUCUAUAGCAGAAAUCUGUACUAUGAUGAUACAUGAGCAACAGAAUGAGAAAUAAAUGAUUAAACAUCAAAGUGUUGAUCUUU